CUGGAGUUACCAGCCCCGGAUGGGAAGUUUUACAGGAAAUAUUUCCCACUCUUCCCACAGAUAAAUAUAACGUUCUUUACCGUGACCCUGUGGAUCCUGAGAAACAAACUCUCCUCUCUCAAUGCAGAUGUGUCCACCGUCAGAGACCACAGGUUACUGACCUUUAAAGCCAUCGCCCAGCUCUUCAUUCUGGGCUGCACAUGGAGUCUUGGUCUCCUCCAAAUCGGCCCAGCAGCCACGGUCAUGGCGUAUUUAUUCACCAUCGUCAACAGCCUGCAGGGAGCCUUCAUCUUCCUGGUGCACUGUCUCCUCAAUCGCCAG
Molecule: messenger RNA, 321 nt
Organism: Chrysemys picta bellii (western painted turtle)
Lineage: Eukaryota; Metazoa; Chordata; Testudines; Emydidae
Source: RefSeq, a predicted model, not a curated record